Dovyalis caffra is the source of this 1842-nucleotide messenger RNA. NCBI's taxonomy places the organism in Eukaryota, Viridiplantae, Streptophyta, Magnoliopsida, Malpighiales, Salicaceae. The record is from the annotation of a GenBank genome assembly.
AUGGGAAAGAAAUCUUCAACUCCCACUUCUGGAUCAAUAUUUAAUCCAAAACACUACUUGAAGAAACCCCAACAACUUGUUCUUGUCAUCUUUGGAUUUGUCUCUCUUGUUUUGCUUGUUUCUGACCGUCAAUCUCUUACCAGAGAUCACCACGAAGUGGUUUUGAGAUUGAAUAAUGAAUUGAAACAGCUAAAGCUUCAGCUUGAAGAUUUGAAGGUCAGGGAUAAAGGGUCGACAGGUUUAGACAUUUCAAGCAUCAGUAAAGAUGGCGAUGAUCCUGUUAGUUUUGAAAGAAGAGAGAAAGUUAAAGAAGCUAUGCUUCAUGCGUGGAAUUCUUAUGAGAAGUAUGCUUGGGGCCAGGAUGAACUUCAGCCACAAACAAAGAAUGGUGCUGACAGCUUUGGUGGUAUUGGAGCAACUCUGAUAGAUUCUCUUGAUACACUAUAUAUAAUGGGUCUUCAUGAGCAGUUUCAGAGAGCUAGAGAGUGGGUUGCACACUCAUUGGAUUUCAACAAGGAUUAUGAGGCUAGUGUGUUUGAGACAACCAUAAGAGUUGUAGGAGGGCUUCUCAGUGCUUUUGAUCUUUCUGGCGACAAAGUUUUUCUUGAAAAGGCUAAAGAUAUUGCAGAUAGAUUGCUGCCAGCAUGGAAUACACCUACAGGAAUUCCCUAUAAUAUGAUUAAUUUAGUGCACGGAAAUGCCCACAACCAUAGGUGGGCUGGGGUAAUUUCCCUCCCGGAUUAUUCGUUACUUUGUAAUCUGUUCACGGAAUGCACUGAGAAGCCUGCUAAGUCCAUCCUGGCAGAUUCUGGGACAGAGCAGCUUGAAUUCAUUGCUUUAUCUCAAAGAACAAAAGACCCAAAAUACCUGGAUAAGGUAGAGAAAGUCAUAGAAGAGCUUCGGAAAACCCUUCCAGUUGAUGGUUUACUUCCCAUAUAUAUUAAUCCUCACUCUGGAACAGCUGCAUACUCACCGAUAACAUUUGGUGCCAUGGGGGAUAGUUUUUAUGAGUAUUUACUAAAGGUCUGGGUACAAGGGAACAAAACAGAAGCUGUAAAGCACUACAGGGAAAUGUGGGAGACUUCAAUGAAAGGUCUCCAAAGCUUGGUUCGCAGAACAACCCCAUCUUCCUUCACAUACCUUUGUGAGAAGAAUGGAAAUUCGUUUUCUGACAAGAUGGAUGAAUUGGCAUGCUUUGCUCCUGGCAUGCUGGCUUUAGGAUCUAAAGGUUAUGGCCCUGGCGAGGCCGAAAAAGUUUUAUCACUUGCAGAAGAGAUGCAACAUGGGAAUCUAGAUGAAGUGACUGGGAAAUGCUUGGGUGUGUGUACAGUAGGUUAUUUGGCACUUGCAUGGACUUGUUAUAAUUUCUACCAGUUGACACCUACAAAAUUGGCUGGAGAGAACUAUCUCUUUCGCUCUGGACAGGACAUGAACGUUGGUACUUCAUGGAACAUUUUGAGGCCGGAGACGGUUGAGUCACUCUUUUACCUCUGGCGUUUCACUGGAAACAAGACAUACCAAGAAUGGGGCUGGAAUAUUUUUCAAGCAUUUGAAAGGAACUCCCGCAUAGAGACAGGAUAUGUCGGUCUUGCGGAUGUGAACUCAGGAAUCAAAGACAACAAGAUGCAGAGUUUCUUCCUUGCUGAGACGCUCAAGUAUCUAUACCUCCUAUUUUCUCCUCCGUCUGUUAUCUCAAUGGAUGAAUGGGUAUUUAACACUGAAGCACACCCUUUGAGAAUUGUGACUCGCGACCUUCAUCAAGUGAAGUCUCAGGCUGAGAGACAACAGAAGUUACCAACUCAUUUUCGCGGUAGAAAGGAGGGUCGACUAGGACACGUCUAG